Molecule: messenger RNA, 4644 nt
Organism: Pygocentrus nattereri (red-bellied piranha)
Lineage: Eukaryota; Metazoa; Chordata; Actinopteri; Characiformes; Serrasalmidae
Gene: naa30
Product: N-alpha-acetyltransferase 30, NatC catalytic subunit
Exons: 4
Coding region: 232-1335 (367 amino acids)
Biological process (GO): N-terminal peptidyl-methionine acetylation
Cellular component (GO): NatC complex
Molecular function (GO): protein-N-terminal amino-acid acetyltransferase activity
Source: RefSeq, a predicted model, not a curated record
AGUGUCGCAAACCGUCAAGCCUGCCUUGCGGCAGACGGUAGGCCAGCUAGUGUGGAGUAGGUUGAGUAAUGGCUAGAGGGGACACGAGAUAGCUCAACUUACAGAUAUUUGCUUAUUUUAUUAUUUUACCGUCACUAGAACUCAGGUGGGUAUUUGUCUCACUCGGCCUUUCCCUGGAGCGCUUGGUUUGGGCCCCAUUCUUUUGUUUUCACAGUUACUGUAUGCAGUGGAAUGGCUGAAGUGCCGCCUGGGCCUAACGCGCUAUCUGCAUCCCCGGCCGAAAUUAUACCGCUGCCCGUGGACGGCUGUUCAUUCCUGGGGAACAAUGAAAAACUGGACCGCGGCCGAGGGGAUGUUAUAGCUCUGGGAACGGAACCGCUGCAAGCGACGGAGCCCAGAGGAAUAAUCAAGACGAAGCAGAACAACGUCCACCCGAACUCCUCGCUGACACAGCUGAACGGCGUAGGCGAGCACACGGAGGAAGAAGAGGAGGAGUACGGCGAGCACUGCAGCCGCGUCCCCGUCCCCAACCACGUCCAACACCCGGCGCACAGGGCUGCAGUCUCGCAGCGUUUCGAUGGCGAGCGCUCGGCGAGCGGCUUAACGAACAACGAAUGCGAGAACCGCACAGUCCCGAACAACGAAGCCAGCACCGCGGCUAUCAGCGAAAACAGUUCGGUUGAACCGGAGUGUGACAGCAGUACUUGUUCGGGGACUAUAAACAGCAGGACUGUCGGUAACUUGUCCCUUGCUGAGGCCGGAGGUGAGGGACAGGAAUUAGCAGCCGAUGAUGGCAGUAAAGGCCGGGCUGUUGAAGAAGAGGCCCCGGUGGCUCAGAUGGCAAACCUGUCACUGACGGAGGAGCAAACGGGCGAUAGCGCCAUCAGUUACGUGAGAUACGAGUCAGAGUUGCAAAUGCCAGACAUUAUAAGGCUCAUAACUAAAGACUUGUCUGAACCUUAUUCGAUAUACACAUAUAGGUACUUCAUCCACAACUGGCCACAGCUCUGCUUUCUGGCUAUGGUGGAGAAAAACUGUGUCGGUGCCAUUGUGUGCAAGCUGGACAUGCACAAGAAGAUGUUCAGGCGGGGCUACAUUGCCAUGCUUGCUGUGGACUCCAAAUUUCGCAGGAAAGGCAUUGGUACUAACCUUGUUAAAAAGGCAAUUUAUGCCAUGGUGGAUGGGGACUGUGAUGAGGUGGUGCUGGAGACAGAAAUCACCAACAAAUCCGCCCUGAAACUUUACGAGAACCUGGGCUUUGUCAGGGACAAGCGGCUCUUCAGAUACUAUUUAAACGGAGUGGAUGCUCUGCGGCUCAAACUCUGGCUACGCUGAAUCUGACUGUGACCUCCUCAACUAUCCCUUUGGUCCUCUGUUCUCCUGUCCCUCUGCCCCAGCCCGGAAGAGCUGCAUUCUUUCAGUGAGUAUGGCGAGUCAGCCUCCAGCGAGCCACAAUGAGGAGGCAGCCUCGCAUGAAAAACGAGCAAAAUGUAAUAAAGAGUUUUAAGUACCUUUCUGCGAGUGAAAGAAGUUAUUGCAAAAAAAGGUGAGGGGGGUGCUAGUAUUUGAAAGCAGUCACUGACUCCGAAGAGGAAAAGCUGGUGGCUUUGCACUGUGACAUCUAAAGGCCUGAUUGCUGGUCGCUGUGUGAUUGCGUCGGCCGUUGAAGAAUGACUGGGCAGGACAUUAGUAUCACCUCUAGGAGUCGUGCCGAACUGGAUCGGGCUAAUAAAAAUCAAACAAGGCAUCACCCCUCUAUUCUUUUAUUUUUUAUGAAUUAUUAUCACUGAGGGAUGGACAAUGAACUUCUAUGUUCAAAACAACUUAAUGGAAACAUGAAAAGUAAAAGGAAAAAACAGGAACUACACUAACAGAUCUUAUUUUAUUUUAUUUUAUUUUUUGUUUUCAUAAGAGGGUUCAUGGGGAUGUUGAAGGUUCUGAUUGUGUUAGAGCCUGUAUCAUUGGCUUGUUUUUGUGUGUAUGGGGGUCUAUUUUAUGUUUUAUGUUAUGGUUUCAUAUUUUUGAGCAGACCUUUCUUCAUUUUAGUAAUGCAGCUGCUCAAAAGAGAGAUCCAUUUUUUGCAAAAGAGGACACCACAACAUACUCAGACAGAGAAUAAUGUCCACGCAGACACAGAAACUGGCAUUUUAAUUAAUCUAGAGUGAAAGCUAAAGUUGGUCAUUACCAGAAAUCACUGUCUUUGUCUUAGCUCUGCUAGAUUAGCCUGGUUAAACAGUUUACUAUUCAAAAUGUUUUGAAUAUGCUAUGUUCAUUUAUGCAUAAGUUCAUUUUGUGCUUGUUUAUAGAAUGAUUGAUUCCACCUGUCUCAUUUGCUACCUUCAUAAAAAUUUUAAUAUUUAUUAAAAAUCAUGAAGAGGAAGGGUGUUCUGACAGUGUGUAAAUUAAAUUAACAAAUUAUCAGCCCACUCUGAAAAUACUCCUGAUGCUCUUUUUCACCAUACCAUACCUAAAAUCGAUGUUAAAAGUGUUUGAUGACUCAAUUUAAAAAAUGGCAUGCAAUAAUCAAAGGUCUGAAUUUGAUUGAGAUUCAAUGUUGUACUUACUGACUGCCAAUGGUGCGACUAAUCAGUUAUUAGUUAAGUAAUAGUAAAUGCCAUUCAUUCAAGUAGGCUAUAUGUUAAAAACCAUUGCUAAAAUAAUCUUUCUUUUGUGAACUGUUUUGAGCAGUGGUUCUCAAAUUGGACCUCAGGGUGUCCCAGAUAGUCCACAUUUUUGCUCAAUCUGAACUACCAACACAGGAAUAGAGGGAAAACAGGGACCUUCAGGGGCUUAUGAGGACCAGUUUAAGAAUUACUGGUUUAGAGAAGGUUCCUCUGCUGUACCAUCUCUUUAGUUUAGCAGCAGGGGGCAGUAUUUGAAUACAACUAGCUCACCGCUCUCUAUUAGCCACCACUUUCAGUGCUGAUUAGGAUAUGCAACAAUGAUUAAGGAGUUGUUAUGGGCAUAUGUGUUCCUGUUCACAUUGUGUUAGAAUGGGAGUAGGUUCUUCUUGUAACAUCUUUAUAAGAUUAGACCCCAUUUUGCAAGAUAAAAGAGUCUCUCUCUCUCUCUCUCUCUCUCUCUCUCUCUCUCUCUCUCUCUCUCUCUCUCUCUCUCUCUCUCUCUCUCUCUCUCUCUCUCUCUCUCUCUCUCUCUCUCUCUCUCUCUCUCUCUCUCUCUCUGCGCCCACUGAUGGAACCAAUUUGCUUUCUUUUGUGUUCAUGGCGGAUAGACCCCCAAUGUGCUUUGCUGUUGGUUCGUGGGUUCUUCUUGAAUAAUCAAAAGCAUUUAGUUCAUGCAGAUCUUUGGCGGGAAGAAGUUUGUGUUGUUUGUUUUUUUUUCUUUCUUUCCUCCUUCGUACAGAGGUGCUGGACUCCAGUAUUAGUCAGAUGAGCAUGUUGGAACAUAAAAUUUGUGUUUAAGUAUAUUUGUUUUUGUGUGCGUGUGUGGACCCAGAAUUUCUUAAGUGUAAGAGAUUAAACCUUGAAUCAUGGAGAGGCGCAUUGGACGCAUGCCAUAUGCUGUAUACGCUCAAAACAAAUGGGCUCAGGUGUUUGGUGUUUGUCCAGUUCUCCUCCAGGUCUCUCCUCCCUAGUCAAGAGCUCCUUUUAAGGACCCCAUGGUUAUUAAAAACCACAGUAUGCUUCAGAGGCAAUUUGUUUUUCGUAAGGGGUUGGGCUACUUCAGGAUUUGAAUAGCUGUUGAGAGAUGGAAAUCUCAGUUGUUAUUGCCCAAAAAAUCUCCCUCUCAUCAUCCAGCACAGUUUGUGGAAUAUGCUUAUACUCUAAAUGUAAAGGUGCCAGAAAGGAUGCUUUCGAGCCAUGCCAUAGAAGAACCACUCUUGGUUUCCUGAAGAACUUUUCAGGGGAUAGUUCUGAAGGAACCAAUUUUGUAAGUGAGACCCAUGAGUGUGAAUUUUUUUUUAUUUUUUUUAUUACAUAUUGUAAAGGUUCUGUCUAUACCAACUGACAGUUCCUAGUCAAGAACCCUUUUUUUAAGAUUGUAAAAUCAACUAAAAUGAAAGAACUCAAAUUGUUGUGGCCUAAUCCAUACUAGGUACCAGCCUAAAUAAACUGUCAUUCGUAUUUGGCAGGUGAGUGGUGGUUUAUCUUGUUGCUAUAGUCUGUGUUCUCUUAUAAGAUGAGGGAACACUGUAUCAGAUUGUAGUAUGCACAGUUCCAAAAUUGUAUUCUUAAGUUGCACUGCUGUUCUGAGACUUUGUUUUAGCUGUCUGCAUAAAUGGCCUUUAGAACGACCCAACAGUUUCUUAGGCAACAGCUGGCAGGUUCUAGCUGAAUGCAACCAUGUUCUGACUGGUGAAAGUCAAGAGCUGCAUUUUGUUCAAGGAAGGAUCAAUGGAUCUGCACUUGCAGAUUAUUUUUGCCACCAUAAACAUUUGAAUUUAUGUUGUAUAUGUGUGAUGCUUUUCAUGUGUCUGCUAUGGCUUUGGUCAAAGGAGACCUGCACCUCAGUCAGAGUGGCAUUUAGUUGGGCAGAACAGAGAGGUCUGCAUGUUGGUUUAUGUCAUCCCACUCCUCUUCCACUCUCUCACCUCUUACAAAGUGUCUUGCAAGUUUUUUUGAUUUCAAGUGGACAACAGACUUUGUUUAAAAAGUAUAAAUAAAUUAUUUGAUUUUUAUUGCA